Contarinia nasturtii (swede midge) is the source of this 610-nucleotide messenger RNA. RefSeq lists its product as uncharacterized. The coding region runs from base 89 to 460 and encodes 123 amino acids. The record is from RefSeq and is a predicted model, not a curated record. Lineage: Eukaryota; Metazoa; Arthropoda; Insecta; Diptera; Cecidomyiidae. The transcript has 4 exons.
ACGACAGCAAAAGACUGUACCAAACAGAAGCAUACUUCAAUUUAACGAGUUCAUUUCGACUACUUGACGAAAAACGACACUUUUCAAAAUGAAACAAUUUUUAUUAAUCGGAGCUGUUUUAUCAGUGGCAGUGUUUGUCUAUGGUAUUCCAUCUGGCCAAAUCGCAGGGGAUAUCCAUUUCCCAGUUACUGAUGCACAAUUCCAGUGCGGUUUGAAAGCAGUUUCGGACUUGGUGUCCAACCAUACCGAAUUGAAUUCGUGGGGUCAAACCAUGAAAAUGGCUGCUCAAGCAAUGGCAGAAUCUGCCCAAAAAUGUGCAUCGCUUUCAGGAGACGAACAAAAACAAUGCUAUGCAGCAUUAUCGGCUGGAACCAAACAAAUGUUCAACCAAAUGGUUACUAAAUUGCCAGAAAACCUUAGAGCACAAUUCACACAAGAUUUCUACCAAUGCUUCGAAUAAAGAAUCAGCUUAUGCUUCCCAUUAAGAAUUGGCAGACCAAAAGCAUUUUUUCUGAUAAAAAAUCAGAAUGCCGAGAAAUAUAAAACUCUACAGGAACAAUUUUCUAACAAAAUGAAAAAAAACAGUUGGAAUAAAAUUGAUGCAAAAUAA